This is a messenger RNA of Cynara cardunculus var. scolymus (artichoke), 708 nucleotides long. RefSeq lists its product as uncharacterized. The record is from RefSeq and is a predicted model, not a curated record. The transcript has a single exon. Bases 1 to 708 code for a protein of 235 amino acids. Lineage: Eukaryota; Viridiplantae; Streptophyta; Magnoliopsida; Asterales; Asteraceae.
AUGCCUAGUUAUGCUAAGUUUCUGAAGGACAUCCUAAGCAAGAAGAAGAAUUUGACUAAGUAUGAGACUGUAGCUCUUACCGAAGGAUGUAGUGCACUUUUGACCAAUAGCAUACCCCCUAAGUUUAAAGAUCCAGGGAGUUUUACCAUUCUUUGUUCAAUAGGUGGGAAGGAGAUAGGGAAAGCCUUAUGUGACUUAGGUACUAGUAUCAACCUCAUGUCUUUGUCUGUCUUUAACACCUUAGGCAUAGGAGAGGCUAGACCUACCACAGUUACACUCCAUUUGGCAAAUAAAUCAAUUGCAUACCCUAAGGGAAAGAUUGAAGAUGUGUUGGUACAGGUUGAUAAGUUCAUAUUUUCGACAGACUUUAUCAUACUAGACUUUGAGGCUGAUAAGAACAUUCUGAUUAUUUUAGGGAGACCUUUCUUAGCCACCGGAAGAACUUUGAUAGAUGUGCAGAAAGGAGAAUUGACCAUGAGGCUUCAAGACCAAAAGGUCACAUUUAAUGUCUUCAACUCCUUAAAAUAUCUUGAUUAUCUGGAAGAGUGUUCAAGCAUAGCUGAAAUAGAAGAAGAGGUUGUCGAGGAAGGAAUUCAAGAAAACCUUAUGUUGGAAGAAGAGAGUGUAGAGGAAUUAGAAGAAGAGACUAUUGAGGAAGGAAAGGCAUUAGGAAUUCAUUCUAUGCCAGUAGAAGUGUCAGCUUUUUAA